This is a messenger RNA of Penicillium samsonianum, 1032 nucleotides long. RefSeq lists its product as uncharacterized. The record is from RefSeq and is a predicted model, not a curated record. NCBI's taxonomy places the organism in Eukaryota, Fungi, Ascomycota, Eurotiomycetes, Eurotiales, Aspergillaceae. Gene Ontology annotation, biological process: secondary metabolic process. Bases 1 to 1032 code for a protein of 343 amino acids. The transcript is spliced from 2 exons.
AUGGUCUCUCUAUCAGAUGUCCAGUCCUCAAAUGCCCAAAUCGCCAAUACACUCCCAGCAGGCCUCGUGGCAGUCUUCGUAGGCGCAACAAGCGGCAUCGGCGAAGCAGCCCUAAAAGAGUUCGCGCGCUCAGCCCGAUCUCCCCGCGCAUACUUCAUCGGCCGCUCACAAGAAGCCGCAGCCCGCAUCACAGCCGAAUGCCGACAGCUGAACCCAGAAGGAGAAUUCACCUUCAUCAAAGCGGACGUCAGUCUAAUUCAAAAUGUCGACGCGGUCUGUCGCGAGCUUCAUAGUAAGGAAAAGAGUAUCAACAUCCUCUUCCUUAGCUGUGGAACAAUUCGUUCCGGGGAAGAUACAUCCGAAGGCCUCCAUAUCAUGACUGCAACUGGGUACUACGCACGAACACGAUUCAUCAUCAACCUCCUCCCCAAUCUCAAACAAGCAAGGGGUCUACGGCGCGUCGUCAGCGUCCUAGCCGGUGGUCAUGAAGGUCCCAUUGACACAACCGACUUCCAAGGGAAGACGAUGUCCAUGCUAAAGAUACGUGGACACCUUGUGUCCAUGACUGAUAUGGCUCUGGAAACAUUGGCUGAGCAAGCGCCAGAAGUGACGUUUAUUAACGAUUACCCCGGCGCAGUGAAGACGGGGAUUGGACGCGAGUCGAAUACGCUUCUGACCUGGCUUAUGACUAUUGUGCUUAUGGUUAUUGGGCCUUUAGUCUAUAUCCCGAUUCGGGAGUCCGGGGAGAGACAUCUUUUCUUCGCGACGAGUGCUAAGUAUCCUCCCCGUCUCCGCUUGGAUGCUGCGGUAGAAGAUUCCUCGGGUGUGCCUUUGUCGGAGGGGGUUGAGGUUGCUAGUGGGACGGAUGGGAAGGCUGGGAGUGGGGUUUACAGUAUUCACUGGAGUGGAGAGCAUGCUGGGCCUAAGGUUGUGAGGUUGUUGGCUGGACUGCGUGAGCAGGGGAUGGGGCAGAAGGUUUGGCAGCAUACGGUUGGUGAGUAUGAUAGAAUUGUAGGGUCGGCGGAUGUCUGA